UGUGCCACCGUUUUUUUAUGCUGAGAGAAAAGAGACUGACGCUUGAGCGGGUGGAGACUGCUACACAUUUAAAUCCCCCGGGUCGGGUUUUCAGCGUUUAGUAACUAUAUAUUUUCCUUUUUUUUAUUUUCUUUCUAUUGUUGGAUUCUUUAGAGCUGGUUUAAUGUCGUAAAUGACAGGUCUGUAAGGGCGUCGUUGUUGGGAAGUUUUUUCGAGGGAGGGUUUUGACCAGCAUAGGGCCAUGGCAGUCGAGGCUCGGCCGGAGCUGGUCGGGAAGCGAUUCCUCUGUGUCAGCGGGGACGAGCCGCCUGAAAUCGGCGACUUCGGUCGGUGGCCGUGGAGGACUGGAGUCAUACGAGCCGUUAAUCAUCGUGACAGCGACAACCCCGACCUGACGGUAUACGUGGAGUUUGACGACCAGGAGUGGGAGAACAGAGAGUGGGUGAAGGUCUAUGAGGAUUUCCAGCUGUUUCUGCUGGAGCACCAGCUGGUCUGGGCCAAGAGGAAGGAGGGAGCCGGAGGAGCGGGAGCAGGUGGAGGAGCAGGAGGCGUGCUGCAAGGAACCAAGGCCAAACACGAAGGGGCCCUCCCGGGCGUUUAAGCCAGUGGUGGGGAAGAGCCUGUUGUCGUCAGUAACGGCGGUGGAAUUCUUGUUAGACCGACAGCUGGACUUCCUGUCUGACCAUUCAGCCUUCCAACCCUACCAGGAUGAAGUGGACAGUCAGAACCCAGUGUUAAGAGACAACCACCAGCUCCAUGAAGAAGUGAGGGGCUGGCUCAAAGACCAGAAGGUGCAGGAAAUUUUUAUGCAAGGUCCCUAUUCAUUGAAUGGCUACCGCGUGCGUGUGUACAGACAAGACUCGGCCACCCAGUGGUUCACGGGCAUCAUUACACACCACGACCUCUUCAGUCGAAACAUGGUCGUUAUGAAUGACCAGGUGCUAGAGCCUCAGAACGUGGACCCAUCUAUGAUCCAGAUGACCUUUCUGGAUGACGUGGUUCACUCCCUGCUAAAAGGAGAAAACAUCGGCAUCACUUCCAGAAGAAGGUCACGAUCCAGCCAGAACAACAACACUGCCCACAUGGCGGGAGGGAGACCCGGCGGGACCACUGGCAACACUCAGAGUCAUUACACACGAGCCCAGGCCAACAGCCCCCGCCCCAUUAUGACCUCAGCAGGCCCCAACCCGAAAGGUUCCCAGGGGACGCUGGCCUCUCAACAGCAGAGCCAAUCACAGCAAAGCCAGCAACCAGCCAGCCAAUCGCACCACUCGCCCAGCAGCAGUGGGAGGGAGCAGAGAGAGCAGCGCAACUCUCGCUCCUCCAGGAGGAAAGGAUCCGACAGCAGCGUUCCAGAGGAGGACAAGGACAGGAGAGAAGAGACCCCAGGGAGAGACUCCAAGUCCAAGGCCAAGCAGGCGCUGAACAAACGCAGGAAGGGCGAGGAAGAGGAGAAGAAGGCAGGUCUAAAGAGGUUGAAAACAGACAUGACCUCUGACCUGUCAGAGAGCAGCGACUCAGAAAACCCACACAACAAGAGGACCUCAUGCUCCUCUUCCUCCUCAUCGUCAUCCUCCUCCUCCUCCUCGUCCUCCUCGUCCUCCUCAGAGCCCAACUCCGAGAAUGAGCUAAAGACUCGCAGCACUGAUGCGAAACAAAGCGGUGUUUCCAAAAAGGAGGAGGAGGAGAAGCCGCUGAUGCAGGCCACCAAAAUGAAUAAUUCUUCAUCUCUUAUUGGUCGCCUGUCCCCGUGGGUGGAGCUUCAGGUAGCGGAGGACAGCAAGAAGGGCGUGGUUAAGGAAACGGGCAAAAUGACAACGAAGGAGGAGGAGGAGUUGGUCGCGGUAACACAGAUCACCCAAUCACCGCGGCAACAGACGCCUGUGAUGUCCGACACCGUCCAGGGUGGCAGUAUGGAGAACAGCAAGAACACUGUGAAAGCGUCAUCUCGAUCCCAGACGCCAUUGUUGUCCCACCUGGGAGGCAGCAGUGUAAUCGACAUCACAGAUGAUGCCCAGGCCACGGUGCACCAGGAGAGUUCAGAGGCAGUGUCAGCCCUGCUCGCGUCCCAGAAGGCCGAAUCCACGGCCCUCUCCCCUUACCUCCCCCUCAACCCCUCCCCCGUCUCCUCGCCUCCCGUCCCUCCGUCUCCCUCACCAUCAGAAGGAGGCCGCAGGACGGAUAUUGAGCCUCCCAUGCAGCAGCAGCAGGGCAUUAUGGGAGGUGGCUUGACAGCAGCCAGGAGCUUAGGCAACAAGAUAGAGUUCGCUCCCUCUGAGGUUAUCAGGCCUGUCGCAUCGAUGGUUCAAAAUGUGGUGCUGGUGGAGAAGGAGAAAACUGUCCUUCCUCUUCCUCUUCAUCAUCAUCAUCAACAGCCGCAGCAGCCGCAGCAUCAUCAUCAUCAGCACACACAACAACAUCAGCAGCAGCACUACACAGCUAUCCACCCCAGCAUUAAGAGCCCGUCUCUGUCUGAGGAGACGAGAAAACACCCACAGCAACCACAACAACCGACUCCCCACAAGAUGAACACAGUCCCCCCCCCUGACUUAACCAAAUCUAGAAUGAGCCCCAACCCAGCUCAGCUUGACUCCCUCAAACAGAAACCCCAGCACCCCAACAACUCUCAGAGCCAUCCCUACCCCAACACAAAUCCAGCUGACCUUCUCAAGGCUAAGCCCCACCCGGGCCUGCUGGACAUCUCUAAACCUAAACCCAACACCUCCCCCGAGGUCUCUAAACAUAAAAUACAAAGGUACCCUGAUACCUCCCCACCUCCGAUAGGCCGUUUGUCGGCUAAAGUAGAACCAGCUGAGCCUCCGCGGUCUGGUUUCAAGCCGAUGCCGGCACGGUCGGAGUCGGGGGGAGUCGGCCCAAGCGUUAGCAGUAGCACCAAGAGUCCUCUGAUCAUCGAUAAGAACGAGACCUUCACCAUUUACAGGGACCCGGCGCUGGUCCGCUCAGACGCAGAGAACUCUGUCUCGGCCACCGUCUCCUCCAACCACGUGGCAGCCUAUCUCCACCCCCACCUGCACACCCUUCAUUCCCCCUCCCCUCACUCCCCCUGUCUCACGUCCGCAUCCCACUCCCACGCCACAUCCCACCUCCUCGCCCCCCCUCACACCUCUGCCCUGCCACACCCGCAUCUUUUACCCCCCGGAGUGCUCUCGGCCAUGCCUCCCCCUGCAGCAUCUCUCCUCGGGGGCCACCCUAGGCUUGACUCCCCCAGCGGGUUGGGCCACCUCGCCCUGCCUCACGCAGCCGCCGCACACCAACAGCAGUUCCUACAGGGUCAGGGCCCUCCUCCACCCCCUCUACUAGCCCAGGCUCACAGCGGGGCAGCAGGCCUGGGCCUUUACCCCAUCCUCUGGCAGUACCCCAAUGGAACACCAACCUCCUACCCCCCAGGGCUCAACCUGCCCCCCACAGCUAAGUGGGUCCACCCGGAAAAUCCUGUCACCGUGAAUUCCGAGGCCUCUCUCAGGAGGAACACAGCCAGUCCGUGGCUGCACCAGGGUGCCGGUAGUGCUGGCGACGGUCUGGGUUUGCUGAGCCACGUUCCCGUUCGGCCUGCCAGCGCCGACGCCCACCGUCCCCCGGUCAAGAUCAACACCCACGCAAGCCCUCCGCUGUCAAAGUCUAACAUGAACGCACAUAAAGAAGAUGUGGAUAAGAAGGGCUUCAUGGAUCCAAUCAGGACGUUGACUUUGGCCCAGCUGAAACAGGAGCAGACAGACAGGUGUCGAACCCCCACAGGGAAAGACGCCCAACUACGCCGCCUCUACCUGGACCCCAACUGCAAGGCUCGCCAGGUAAAUACACAAGAAGCGGUUCAGGCAGCAGACCGAGCCAGUAAAUACAAAGAGGAGAAUCGGCAAAUCCUGAAAGAGAGCAUCGAGGUCGCUCCCUUCACCGCUAAGAUCCAGCGCUCCAGUGACCCUGGGAUGGAUAGGGACCGAGAGAGGAGCAGAGAUCCAGCCUUCCCUGUGCGGUUACCAGCUCUAGCGUCCCCAGGCCUCAAGGCCGGCCACAUCCAUCCCCACGUCAUCCAAUCAGAGAAGAGCAAUUACUACACCACGCUGUCCAACAGUGUAGUAAAUGAGCCUCCAAGACUUUACCCCUCCAAGGAGCUCAGCUCUUACUAUGAGAAAGUGUCUGGCGGAGUUCCAGCAGUUGUGGCUAGUGUCGGGGCCACUGUGCCAAGCCAGGGAGCUCUGUCCCUGGGCAGUUAUAGCCCCAAAGCAUCCCUCUCCAAGCCCCCUCCCCUCAUUAAGCACCAGCCAGAGGGAGGAGAGGGUUUAGCAGGGAAAAUCACUGAGCAGCUCAGCCAGCAGGUGACACUUGUCCAACAGCAGCAUUUGCACCACGCAGGUAUAGACAGGAUAGAACGCCGCAGCCCUGCCAUUUCCCCUUCCUCCUCUACGCCUCUCUCUUCCUCCUCAGCACCCAACCACCACCACCAACACCAACACCACCACCACCACCACCACCACCAACAACAACAACAACAACAACAACAACAGCAGCAGCAGCAGCAGCAGCAGCAGCAGCAGCAGCAGCAGCAGCAGCAUCAGCAGCAGCAGCAGCAGCAACAGCUCAGGGCAAUGCCAUCUCUCCACCGAGCACCUGUGUUCCAUCCGCCCACACAGCACGCACUAGAACGCAGGGAGGCUGCAGAACGAGAGAGGGAGCGGGAGAAGGAAAGAGAGCGAGAGAGGGAAAGAGCAGUUUAUGGUGGACGCCUGUCUCCGCCAACACUCACACCCAUCCAGCCAGUUAGCUUAGCGGCAGCUGGUAGCAAAACUUCAGUGGAGCAGCAGAAGCCCCCCACGCUGCUGCCGGAACUCAGGGACGUCAAAGGUCAUAGAAACGCUGCCGUCGUCACCUCUGUGGCCUCGGCCAUCAGUGGGGAGAUCAUGACUUCAUCUACAGACGCGUGGAGAGUUGGAGAGAUGAUUCAGGAAAGACGAGGCUCAUUCUCUGGUGAGAAAGGAGUGUCAAGGGGCAAGCCCCAAUCCGCAAUGGCAUCCGUCAUUGUGCGUCCAUCGACAGCUAUUAAGUAUAACAGUCCUCCUGGUGCUAACAAAUCUGGUGCUAUGCUCCCUAAAGAGCUCCCUCAGGGGAGGUUCUACCCAUCCAAGCUUCAGGGGGAAUGCUUCAGACCAGGGGAGAGUGUUAGAGAAGCUGUAGCUGGCAGGGUUAUCCAACCUAACUCGAACCUGGACGACAUGUGUGUCCAGUAUAAAAAUACUUAUAUGCGUGGCAUGCAGGGAACUAUGGGGGCCAGUAUCACAAACUCUGUGUGCAGAACUGCGAUUUCAGCCGCAUCAGCUUUUAGUGUACAGAGUAUCAGUGGGACAGCCAUCUCUGAGCUGGGCUACUCUGUCUCAUCUCGAGGAGAGAUCUCAUCCCAUAACACUGGCUUUUGUGGCCGGGUGCCUAGCCACUCAGGACUAGGAGAGUACCAGGAAGGGUUAGGCUCACGCAACACAUCACCAGGGGGGUCUCUGCCUCCCUCUAGUCCAGCAGGGCCACCCCAACCGAGUCCAAGUCUCACCCCAACAUCUUCCUCCAUUUCUGGCUCCAGUCAGCCUUACUCCUCCUCCUUUGUCCACCUUAAGAAGCACAAAGCGGCCUUGGCUGCCGCCCAGUCCAGAAGCAACUUCUCCACUGUUCCAACAUCCAUCGCAACUGGAAACUGCUUCCUACCUGUGGAGUCAGUUGACAAAACCCCCAUACACAAUUCACCCCCUCCACCCCUCAGCCAAGCCUCAUCGUCUUCGAUCGACAGCAGUAGCGGCAGCUCGGCAAGCGGGAGCACAACAACGGGCAAGUCUAGUCCCCUGCCCAACGGCCAGAGCUCUGGAUCAGCCUCGACAAGCAGCGGGCAGCCCAGUAACUACCACAAGCUGAAGAAAGCCUGGUUAACCCGGCACUCAGAGGAGGACAGGAACACAACUGCCACUAUAUGCUCCACCAGUACUAAACCGGAGAAACUGCCCAGCAUCACCACCACCCCCACCACCACCACUACCAUCACCAGCACAAGUAACACCUCAGCCAUGGCGGAAAUGAUCAAACCCUGUACAGUCAAUCUCAGCGCCUCCACCUCCAGUGAGGUGGAGAUGAGCAAAGACAGUGCAAGCAAGGUGGAGCGAGAGAGGCAGCUGGAGGAGAAGGUGGGAGGAGGAGGAGGGGGGGAGGAGAGGAAAGCAGCUCCCUCAUCUAGGCGAGGAAACAAGCGGUCGUACGAGUCGGGUUCAGAGAGCGGGGGAGAUGACUCCGACGCCAGUGAGAGCAAAAUGGAAGGCAGAGCCAAGCGUCAGCCCAAACCCACCUACAAGAAGAAGCAGAAUGAUAUGGCCAAAAAGAAAGGAGACAACGAAAAGGAGGAAGAUGACGUGAAGCCCAACGGCAUCUUCAGAUCGGCCCGAGAGAAGACCAAACUCAAACUAGCCAGCAGCAAUGGGAUCCCCCGCUCUGUCCUGAAGGACUGGAGGAAGGUGAAGAAGCUGAAGCAGACCGCGGAGUCUUUCCUGCAGGAUGACUCGUGUGCUGAAAUUGGACCCAACCUGCAGAAGUGUCGGGAGUGCAGGGUGGUCCGCAGCAAGAAGGGAGAGGAGCCGACACAUUCCCCUGUCUUCUGUCGCUUCUACUAUUUCAGACGGCUUUCCUUCAGUAAAAAUGGGGUCAUCCGGAUGGAUGGCUUCUCCACUCCGGACCAGUUUGAUGAUGAAGCACUGUCCCUGUGGGUCCCUGGACUGAUGGAGGAGAGCCACCUGGACCAAACCACAGCCAAGUACAUCCUCAGCUUCAUAGGAGACAAGUUCUGUCAAAUGGUUGUGACUGAGAAUACUGCAGCCACCUGGGUCAAGAAGGAUGCCAAGCUGGCGUGGAAGCGAGCGGUGAGGGGGGUGAGGGAGAUGUGUGAUGCCUGCGAGGCAACACUCUUCAACAUCCACUGGGUCUGUCAGAAAUGUGGCUUCGUUGUCUGCUUGGACUGCUACAAGGCCAAGGAGAGAAGGAGCUCCAAAGAUAAGGAACUAUACGGCUGGCUUAAGUGUGUGAAAGGCCAACCCCACGAUCACAAACACCUGAUGCCCACACAGAUCAUACCUAGCACAGUGCUGACAGAGUUGGUGACUUCCAUGCACUCUAUGAGAGAGAAACACAACAUCAAAUCCCACUGCCCCUGCACCAACAAGCAGAACCUCCUUACCAAACUACCAGCCACCAACGGAGUCUCACAGGUUCUGCAGAACGUCCUGAACCACAGUAACAAACUGUCCCUGGUGAAAGCUGAGCCGGGCUCUCAGCAGAACUCUGACCAGGGUGGAACCAAGGCGGAGACUAACGGAGGGCGCGGUGGAGGAAGCAGUCCAGGCAGCGACGCGGGAAGCGCUCCUGUCACCCCGCCUGAGUCCCAGUCCCCUCUGCACUUCCUGGCUGACCUGGCAGAGCAGAAAUCCAGGGAGGAGAAGAAAGAAAACAAGUCUGUGCUGCUUGGUAAAUCGGUCAAGGAGGACAAGGACGGGGACAGCCUGGAGGUCCUGCAGCAGUGUAAAACCACUUCACUGGUGGCAAAUAGUACAGAGCAGGGCUCCACACUCAGAGAUCUGCUCACCACCACAGCAGGGAAGCUGAAGCUGGGCUCCACGGAUGCAGGAAUUGCCUUUGCACCAGUCUACUCCACUGCGUCACAGACUGGGAAAGGUGGGAGGACCAUGCCCAAUAUCCUUGAUGACAUCAUUGCUUCAGUAGUUGAGAAUAAAAUCCCUGCCAGCCGCCAGAGCAUCACCACCAAACUGUCAAUCAAGCAGGAGCCUGUCACCCCAAGCAACAACAACAACGUCCCUGUCCCUGCUAUUACUGAGGAUGCCAAACCAGACAGGAAGAAGUCAGCGCAUGUUACUGCAACAGGGCCAGAAGAAUCAACCAAUCAGUAUCCAGAUAUUCCCCACUGCUGGUUAAACAACAGGCGGUUACUGUGGCUCAAAGAUCACAGCAACCAGAACAACUGGAAGCUGUUCAGAGAGUGCUGGAAACAAGGACAGCCUGUGUUGGUGUCAGGGAUCCAUAAGCGACUGAAUGGCGGCCUGUGGAAAGCUGACUCCUUCAACCAGGAGUUUGCAGACCAUCAGGGAGACCUCCUGAAUUGUAAAGACCAGGUUGUGUCCAACUCUGGGAUCAAGGAGUUCUGGGACGGAUUUGAGGACAUCACUAAGCGGCCCAAGUCCAAGGAUGGAGAACCUAUGGUCUACAGACUGAAGGACUGGCCGUCUGGAGAGGAGUUCAUGGCCCUCAUGCCCUCAAGGUAUGAUGACUUGAUGAAGAACCUGCCCCUGCCAGAGUACUCGGAUCCAGAGGGCAACCUCAACCUGGCCUCCCACCUGCCAUCUUUCUUUGUCAGGCCGGAUCUGGGGCCGAGACUAUGCUGUGCCUACGGUGUAGCUGCAUCUCAGGACCAGGACUUUGGGACUGCCAACCUCCAUGUGGAAGUCUCAGAUGUCGUCUCUGUGCUGGUCUAUGUAGGAGUGGCCAAAGGCAAUGGAGUCCUGUCCAAAACUGGAGUGUUGAAGCGCCUAGAGGAGGAGGAUCUAGAUGAGGGGGUCAGAAGAAGGCUCAAAGACUCCAGUGAGACACCGGGGGCUCUGUGGCACAUCUACCUCAACAAAGACAUGGACAAAGUCCGAGAGUUCCUGCACAAGGAGCAGGGAUUGGACGUGUCGCUGGACCAGGACCCAAUCAGAGAGCAGGGCCUGUACCUGAGCAGGAAGCAGCGGCAGCGGCUGCUGGAUGAACACGGAGUCCAGGGCUGGACUGUAGUUCAAUUCCUGGGAGACUCUGUACUUAUACCAGCAGGGGCCAUGCACCAGGUCCAGAACCUCCACAGCUGUGUCCAGGUCAUCAAUGACUUUGUGUCUCCCGAGCACGUGGCCAACUCCUUCCACCUGACCCAGGAGCUCCGGCCCAAUAAAGAGGAGGUCAACUACGAGGAUAAACUACAGGUGAAGAACAUCCUGUACCACUGUGUGAAGGAGGUGGUGAGCUCCCUGAAGAGGGCCGGCUCUGAGGAGGACGAUGACAACGAGAACGAGAACUCAUGACCCCCCCACCCCACCCACCCUCAGCCUGGUGCUCACCUUCCAGGGAGGGACACGAUCCCAUCAGCACCGAGGACUAGCAGUGACCAAGUCAGAGCUGGUCAUGUGACCCAGGAUUGCCACACACAGCCAGGUGGCCAGUCAUCCCCCCCCCCCCCCCCGAACCUUCAGUGCCAAGAGGAGACACAAGACCAGAGGGUCCACCAGACUGACAGGGAUUAAACCUCAACUGCCACACCUCUUUGUUGGUUCAUAGACUCACAGCACAAGGAGGACAGAGGCAUUCUGGGAAAUGGAGGACAGCAUGAAGGUUGGGAGCCUUAUAAAAAGCCACUACAAGCCCCCACUGACGCAAAACUCUUUAGUGUGACUGAUGGUGCAUCCUGCCAAGAUCCAGUUUCCAUGGAGACUGCCCUGUUAGCUGAUGUUCACAGGUUGGAGACACUGAGCCCCCCCCCCCCCGCUGCUCUCUCACUGUAAUCUUUGUGGUUUAAUCCCUGUCUGUAGCAGCAGCCAACACGUCUUGGACAGAAGAUUUCGCUGAUUACAUCAGCAUCACCAGCAGCAAGCAGCAUCAGGACCCCAAUUGUCAUCUCUGCUGUUUAAAAAGAAUCUUGAAGAA
Messenger RNA from Etheostoma spectabile (orangethroat darter), 9726 nucleotides. RefSeq names its product jumonji domain containing 1Cb (gene jmjd1cb). NCBI's taxonomy places the organism in Eukaryota, Metazoa, Chordata, Actinopteri, Perciformes, Percidae. Bases 453 to 9107 code for a protein of 2884 amino acids. Gene Ontology annotation, biological process: regulation of transcription by RNA polymerase II. The record is from RefSeq and is a predicted model, not a curated record. The transcript is spliced from 31 exons. Gene Ontology annotation, cellular component: chromatin; histone deacetylase complex. Gene Ontology annotation, molecular function: chromatin DNA binding; histone H3K9 demethylase activity; transcription coregulator activity.